CAAAGUUUACCAGCAACGUUUGUACGCGGAGUUUGAGUCGUCAUGUUGGUACACAAAUAACUUACAGAAAUAACUUUUUGUUAAUGUUUUUGAAAGAAUAAAGUUUUUUGUUUUUUUUUUCGUUUGGGGAUGGAGGGGAGAGUUAUCGGAGCAGGGCCGUACAGAGCGACCAAGCUGUGGAAUGAAACCAUUCAGCUUUUCCGGGGAGGCAUGCCGUUAAGACGACACUGGGCACACUUCCGCUAUUAUGAUUGCACAUUCACAGGGUCCGAGGCCGUGGAUUUUCUCUACCAGCUUUUGCGGCAUAACUGCAAUUUUGGGCCAGAGGUGACUCGCUACCAGACCUUACAGCUGCUCAGGAAGUUUCUUAAGGCUCACGUUGUUGAAGACAUCAAGGGGCGUCAUGGAACCGAGGAUUUUGAAGACAAUAGUCAUUUGUACAGAUUCCCCACUCUAUCCCCCCUGAAGUCUUUUCCAUCAAGAUCUCUGUCAAGAGACAGUACUGACCUGCCGAGACUCAUUCGCUGGGAUGACUACGAAGAGUUACCACAGCAGGAGAACAUGGCGCCCGUGAAGUCUGCUGGCAUGGCUUCUGAUUUUUGGAACAAAAGGCAUAGUGUAGCCAUAGGAGAUGUGCAUGAAUGCAAGCUCAUUCGUAAAAAAGACAUCACUCCCAAACAAGUCGACAACAUAUGGAAAUCAAUGACAGCUGCACAUUUGCAGCGAGUGUUGGGCCUGACAACAUUGGAUGGCGUGUUAAAUCCAGCACACGUGAAAGGCGAAUACAUUGUGCAUAAUGUAUUCAAGGUCAAUAAGUCGGGCAUUGUUGUGUUGGAGAACAAAAGCGAUGACAUGCCCUACUGGGUGAUAUCAGCAAUGAAAUGCUUGGCUAACUGGCCUAACCAAAAUGAAGCCAAUCAACCAGUGUACAUGGGUUUUGAGAGAGAUGUCCUGAAAACAGUAGCCGAUUACUUUCAGAGACUCAAAGAACCCUUGCUGACUUUCCGUCUGUAUGAAGUUUUUGUCAACAUACUCAGUUUGCUACACGAACAAGACUUAGCUACAGAGGCUCUUCAAGUCAGCACCCUUUUAUUGCCGCCGCCCAAUCGAAGGCGUCUCCAACUAUUGCUGAGACUCAUGGCGCGGGUCUCCCAGAACACUCAAUUGCCUCAGUUCAAUGACGCGAUUGCCACCCGCACACUGAUGGUGCAAAUGUUCUCUCACUGCGUACUGGGCUCUGUGGAUGAGAUGGACUUGGAUGAGCUGCUUGCCUCCAAAUUGGUGACUUUUAUGAUGGAACACCACAACACAAUCUUUCAAGUGCCCACCAAGCUGCGUUGCCAAGUUGAGGAGCACCUUUCCCACCUCAGAAGAGUUCAGAUAAAAUAUGCCGGUUCCGAUACAGACUUCAGCACACCUCCAGCUUUUAGUAAACUCAUCAGCCGAGUGAAGUCAGAAGAGCAGAAGGUGAUUGGCACCCAAACUCCGCUGCAGGAGCUGCUCGAAGGCCUGAUUGCCGACAAAGACCUUCCCGCCAAGGACAAGAGGAAAAGGCUUAAACAGUUCCAAAAGUCUUACCCAGAAAUCUACCGCAAUCGAUUCCCCUCUGAGGAAAGUAAAGCUGCUGUCAUACCUGAGAAAACCACUGGCCUCAAAACUCAUCUCAUGUUUUUUAAUCUCAAGAAACCCUUUUCUCCUUUCCAGAGAAGCUGGAGUUUUAGGGCAUAGACACCCCCCUAACUCAUAUUCCCGCAGGUUUUCUGAUUUGCUCGGUGUGUUUUCACUGGUUUAAAUCAAGUUGCAAAAUCAAAUUUGGAAAUACGGUAUAUGCUUUUAGAAAGUGACAACCUAUAUGGAAUGUUUCCAUAGAUUUGAGCAUACUUUGUUUUUGUUUAGCGCCAUGUGUUUACAAAAUGGUUUGUUUCACACAUUUAGGGGAAAGAGGAAGGCAACAAAAACAUUUUGUUAGGCACUUUCUUACGGAGAUUUAUAUCUGAUAUACAGGUUGGACCUCAAUAUACUUGAAAAAAAAAGACAGUAUUAACUAGGGGUGCAUGAAAAUUACCGGCCUGAUUAAAGGAAUUAUGAUGUCACACAGAUAAAGCCGAUUAAAAAAACUUUUUUUUAAAAACGGUCCAAUGAGGCAAGAUUACCCGAUACUGUGCUUCAGUAGGUGGUUUAGGGUGAUUAAACCAUGUGCUCCUGCUUCGUAGUAGGUCCCAACUUCCCUUAAGCUCACUAACCCUCAGUUUAAACAAACAUAGCGUCGGUUGCGUUUGACUUUUUUACACGUUCAAAGGAAGACAUCAAAUGUCCUGUAAACACUCAGCGAGGAAGAAAACAAAAACACUGACUUUUGACGCAUCAAACCUCACUUGCCUCCUUAAAACGCAGCCAGAACCAUGCCUUAAAACGGAACUUCACUUUUUGGGGGAAUGUUGCCUAUUGUUCACAAUCAUUAUUAGAGAAGAGAACACACAUUUAUUUUUUUAUUUUUUAGGACUCUAAAGAUGAUAAAAACGCUAGCAAAAUGUGGCUAAUGGGUGUCACCCUAUGCAGCCUUCAAAAGCCUCUAAAACAACUUAAAAACCCACUGUCAACCUGUCAUGUACACGCUUCAAGUAUAUAUAUAUAGUGUAGUAACAGACAUAUUCAUAACAAUAUGUAAUUUGUACAAUUUUUACUGUAUUUUGGUCAUUUUAAUCAUAGAUUAAAGAUUAAAGUACCAAUGAUUGUCACAAACACACUAGAUGUGGUGAAAUUUGUCCUCUGCAUUUGACCCAUCCCCUUGGGGAGCAGUGGGCAGCAGCGGCGCCGCGCCCGGGAGUCAUUUUGGUGAUUUAACCCCCAACUCCAACCCUUUGUUGCUGAGUGCCAAGCAGGGAGGUUAUGGGUCCCAUUUUUAUAGUCUUUGGUAUGACUCGGCUGGGAUUUGAACUCCAACCUACCGAUCUCAGGGCGGACACUCUAACCUGAGAUCGGUAGGUUGGAGUUCAAAUCCCAGCCGAGUCAUACCAAAGACUAUAAAAAUGGGACCCAUAACCUCCCUGCUUGGCACUCAGCAACAAAGGGUUGGAGUUGGGGGUUAAAUCACCAAAAUGGUUCCCGGGCGCGGCGCCGCUGCUGCCCACUGCUCCCCAAGGGGAUGGGUCAAAUGCAGAGGACAAAUUUCACCACGUCUAGUGUGUUUGUGACAAUCAUUGGUACUUUAAUCUUUAAUCUAUGCAGGAACUUCUUUCCUCAGCGCGUUUAUUUCUAUUUCCACAGCAGCGUACUUUCGGCAACAAACGUUAGUGUGUUGUAAUCAUGGCAGACUUGGUAAUAGAAGAGGAAGAUGACUAUUUUUGACGAUUCACAACCUUAUUUUUUUUUACCUGAAUAUACGGACGAUGAACUACUGGUUAUAGAAGCAAGCACGAAGAAAAGGGUGAAACUUUGGAGCAGUUGGAAGCCAAGAGAGUGAGGUCGGCGUGACUUGACCAUGUAAAUGUGGAACUUGGAGCCGAGCUAUGCCGACAGAAAUGGCGUACUUACCCCAAAAUCAACAGGAAAAACGUUCCCGGCCAGCUGGACCAAAUGGACAACUGUCCAUCGAGUAAGUGACUAUUAUAUUGAUCAUGACAUGCAGCACGUCAUGCGUGUUGUUACAACUACAGUACAUACGAUGUCGAGCUGGCUGCGAGCUGGGCUAAUACUUUACAGAUACUCUAAUAUGAUUGUUCAUGUUUUUCAGUCAGUUCAGUUUGGUGUCUUAUUGCAUUGUUGUGCAUUACAAAGGCAAAAGCCAUUCAGCUGUUGACGCAGUAGUCAGUUUAUCCCUUGCCGGAGCUACCUUACGGCUAAUGCCGUCGCAAGGCGAUAUGUUACCGCGCUAGAAGAAGAGUUCCUCAGUGUUCGCUCUUACAAUAACAAAGUCGCUACAGCUUAGUUAUUAUACAGGUUACAGAACAUAAAUGAAGUAUUAUUGGUGGUUUCUGCAUGCAGUUUCAAAGUGAUUUAGAUGGGUAGUGGAUUGACCGCAUUAGCUGCAUUGCUAUCCACCUAGAACAAGCCAAUUAUUACAAAUUCGAAUGCAAAAAAAAAGGUAUUGGGUCUCAUAAGAAUUGAGAAUCAUGAAUAUUGAGAACGAUAGGCAAAAUUCCCGCUCAAAAAGUACAGUUCCCCUUUAAACUCCCAUGAAACUCGCCAGCCGCAAAGAAAAGCAAUUGGGCGUUCACCCAGAGCCACUUUGUCUAAGAAGUGCAAAUAGCCCACCAGAGUCGACCCCAAGGUCAAAGAGAUCCGCAAUGUCCUCAUGAAAAUAAAAUGAGAGCGGUACGACUCGGCCGCUCAGGUGGCCGUGGAGGAGGGAGACGCAGAGCCACUCUCCUCCAUUUGUGUUCCACAGCCAAGCAUGCCAAACUAUCAAUCAAAGACACCAAGACAUGACAAAAAAGAAUCUGGACACACUGGAUUGCUUCCCUCAGCGGCAAUACGCCACUGGAAGCAACCCCAUAGAUACAUGAAUCAAUGAUACAAUUAACAGCUGCUAUUUCAGAAAUACUAAAAAAAACAAAAACCCACCAUUGCGGAAGAAAUAGUACCGUGUCGGCCAGCAGACCACCUGGAGGCAUGGUUUGUACUUCUGAGCUGCUGCUAUUUUUCGGAAGUAUGUUUGCUAGCAAAAUACAUUGUGAUAGCCGCACUCCUGCACACCGGUGGAUGACAUAAGAAUCACUACUGAUGUAUGGAUGUGAUGUUAGCUCUUUCUCAGGUGUGAUGCCAUAUUUGGUUAGGACAAAAUCUGCAGGUACAGUUUGUCAUAUCCACCUUUAAGUCGUCUUUUACCUCCAGGAGUGCACAAAAUACAGUCAAAUAGACAUUUAAAAAAUAAGAAAUAAGUUAUUAGAAUUGGUCUUGCUAGCAGGAGGUUAUCUGUAUUGGCCUACAAAAUUGUGCAUCCCUAGUAUGAAAGAAUGAAUAGCAAAGAUACUGUUAAGCAAUUUAGAUGGUCCAAUUUAAUCAGAUUCAAAAAGUUAACUGAAACUACUAAUACAGUACUGAACACUGCUAACAAGAAAUUAGAAUUUCAACGAUAAACUUUAUAUAAGUUUAUUUGCAGUACUAGCACUAAAAUAAUCACUGCUGUUUCUUAGAAUGAAUUCAAUUUUGUGACUACUUGACAAGAUGUAAUUGUAAUCUAAGGAUGUUGAAUUUUAGUAUUUGCAUUUCAGUAAUCUUCAGGUAUUUCUGGGUCCAAACAUUGUGUCAUGGUAAAUAAAGUAAACAUAGUUUUAUAUUUUGGUACAUAACUAUUUAGUUUUUAUUAACUGGUAAACAGUUUAAUGAACUUGACGCUUACAUUUUUUUAUUUUUUUAGGUUUAUAGUAAUCAUGAUGCUGUAUGCAACUUUUUGUUGUUGUUAAAUCAUAUAUUGUUAUAAUCAGUGUUUGGUUUGAGAGGGUAUGUUACUACUGGUAAAUCUAACUAAAAUAAUUACAAUCAAACUUUCUUAAAAAUAAAUGUGAUGGGUAGCUGUACAAUUAUUAACUCGCAUAAAACAGGCAAAGCUCAAUGUCAGCAAUUUUUACUUGCUUUUUCCUAAAGCCGUCUUUACACAUCUUAUCUUAUGUGCACUAAAUAAUACUCGUAUCUGUUACAUUUUAUGUUGAAUAGAUAUUCUUAAAUAAUGGGUACAUGUUUGUAUGUGUGUAAAACUGAAAAGGGUAUUUCAACACUGCUGUAUUCUUAGCUGUCAGGUUCACUUCAAGAUUGUCUAAAAUAUGUUUUAUUUUAUAAAUGCAAAUCGUGUUAAAUACACUAAAAUCAUUGUAACGAUACUGGAACAACUGUUACACUUGAACUUAAUGACUGCUGGAGAGUGAGGCAUUAGAUUUACUGUACAUUUUAAAUGGAAUGUUUUGUUUGUCUAGUAAUAUCUUAUAUAGUGUGAGGACAUUAUUCCUCACUAAAGAAUCAAUGGUCUAAUUUCAUUUUAAUUAUUUUCAUAAUAAAUAGCUCUGCAACAGCAGAGCAAA
This is a messenger RNA of Entelurus aequoreus (snake pipefish), 6017 nucleotides long. Its product is annotated as DEP domain-containing protein 1B-like. Bases 130 to 1728 code for a protein of 532 amino acids. The record is from RefSeq and is a predicted model, not a curated record. The transcript is spliced from 11 exons. Lineage: Eukaryota; Metazoa; Chordata; Actinopteri; Syngnathiformes; Syngnathidae. Gene Ontology annotation, biological process: intracellular signal transduction.